Ipomoea triloba (trilobed morning glory) is the source of this 1734-nucleotide messenger RNA. RefSeq names its product programmed cell death protein 2-like. The transcript is spliced from 11 exons. Lineage: Eukaryota; Viridiplantae; Streptophyta; Magnoliopsida; Solanales; Convolvulaceae. Bases 312 to 1556 code for a protein of 414 amino acids. Gene Ontology annotation, cellular component: cytoplasm. The record is from RefSeq and is a predicted model, not a curated record.
UUCACAGCCCAUUCUGCCGUUUCCCUUCUGAAGCACUGCCAUUAACGCUUACAACCGCCGCCGAGCCGCACUGCCCAGCCGCCGCACGCCAGUUACUGGUAACGCAACGCCUCUAAGCGCUGCCUUGAGCAGCUCUCAGCGACGCCACUUGCAGCGCGCAGCGAAUCACUUGGUGACGCCAGACGAAGCUCCUUGCGGCGUCGAGCGACACCAAUUGCAGCCCACGACGGCGCUCAACGCGACGCCGGCAGGAAACCCACCAAGGCAGAAAAACAGAGAACUCCGGCAGGAACCAAAAUCCGCAAGAAAAAAUGUCAGAAGAUUUAAAUGGUGGAACUAGUGGAGAUGCUUAUGAAAAACUUAGGAGUUUGCAUUUAUCAUCUCUUGAUGACGAGGAAGAAGAAGAUGAAGUUCUAAUUGAUGACAGUGUACAUGAUGAUUUAUAUGAUGAUGAGGAUGAUGAAGACAAAGUACCUGUAGCAUUAGGCUUUGUCGAGAAGAAGAGGAAUUCAUGGUCUCUGCUUCGACAGUUGUUCCCAAGCAAAGCUGGGGGUACCCCUGCUUGGUUGGAACCAAUUAACUUGCCAUCAGGGAGGUCUUGUCUUUGUGACUUUUGUGGUGAGCCUUUGCAAUUCAUGCUCCAAGUUUAUGCACCACUAACUGAGAAGGAUUCAACAUUUCAUCGCACAGUGUUUGUCUUCAUGUGUCCAUCAAUGUCUUGUCUCCUUCGAGACCAGCAUGAACAGUGGAAACGACAUCCAGGAGCUACAUUGCGAAGUGUCAAGGUCUUUCGCUGUCAGUUGCCUCGCCUCAACUCUUUUUAUUCAAGUGAACCUCCAAAAAAUGAUGGGACAGAUAAACCUUCCGGAGAUGGAGCUGCACUUUGUAGUUGGUGUGGUACCUGGAGAGGAGAUAAAGUUUGUAGUGGUUGCAAAACAGUUCGUUACUGCUCUGAGAAACACCAGGCUGUUCAUUGGAAAUCUGGUCAUAAGAAGCAUUGUUUCUCAAACAUUUCACUGAAUGAAUCCAACUCUAAUGGCACAGCUGCAAGGAUGCUGAAAGUUGUGAGUAAUUCUUUGUGGCCAGAGUAUGAGAUCUCAAAUGAGGAUGAAUGUGAUGAGGUAUCUAAUGAUCAUGCCCAUUCCACAUCCUUGGUUUCUGCAAGCCAAGCAGAUGAAACAUACAAUUCGCUGUUGGAUAGCUUUGAGGGGGAUGAUGACAAGAAGAGUUGGGCUUCUUUCCAGGAGAGGAUAAUGCGAGCCCCUGACCAAGUAUUGAGGUAUUGUAGAUACGCCAAAGCUAAACCCUUGUGGCCCAUGUCGAGUGGCCAGCCAUCGAACAGUGACAUCCCAAAGUGCAACUACUGUGGUGGCCCUCGAGCCUUUGAAUUUCAGAUUUUGCCACAACUUCUGUACUACUUCGAUGUGGGAAAUGAUGUGAAUUCUCUGGAUUGGGCAACUGUGGCUGUAUACACGUGUGAAGCUUCGUGUGAAGGAAGCGUGGCUUACAAGGAGGAAUUUGCUUGGGUUCAGGUUGCAUCCCAGUCAAAUACUUAGACAAACAGAAUCCAUACUACUUUUUUAUUGGGAUGAAGCAGACUAGUACUUUUUUAUUGUGUGAGAAGACAGGAAGAUGAAAAGCAUGUUUGUUUCACAUAGGGCAUGUUUGGUUGGCAGGAAAAGAUUUUCCAUGGGAAGUGGGUUCCCCAAAAUCAAAGAAAUUGCUAUUUUCCUA